GGACUGGACGAGGUGUUGUAGUUCCUCUUCGGCUGUAGUUCUUGUCAAAACUGGUGCUAGCAGGUCGCGGGGCCGGCGGUGUUCCCGUGCGUGGCCGUGCGGUGUUUUGGUUCUUCUCGAACACAAACAGGAAGGGAGUUCGGCGCUUCCGUUACGAUGGAAGUGGACAAAAUGGACGAGAACGACUGGAAGUACCACGGAGAGGGGAACAAGAGUCUGGUCGUCUGUCACGUUCAGUUUCCGAGGGUUUUACGUUUGCUCAAGUAUCCAGCAGCAGACUCAGAAAAUCCGCCGCAGACGGCUGAGCAGGCGUUCAGGCAGAUCCAGAACAUGGUCGACUUCAGCUCCAAAGUGAUGAGCAGCCUGCUGGGGGACAAGUUCAUCCACAGCGGGGAAGUGGUGAAACUGCCUCUGGAGUUUGUGCGACAGCUGUCAAUCAAAAUCCAACAACAGAGACCAGCUUGGCGCUGUGACAAAGUGAUGGACAUCUACAGCGGCUGUGCUCUCUGUCUGCCCAACCUGACCUCCCCGGCUCUGCACCAGGCAACGCUGACCCCGCCCCUCUGCAUCGAGAUCAAGCCCAAGUGUGGCUUCCUACCGUCCCACAAACACGUCAGCAAAGACAUCAAGGCCAGAGUGUGUCGCUACUGCAUGCAUCAGCAUUUCAAGGUGGCCAGUGGGAAGUGGAAGAGGCGGAGCCUGUACUGUCCACUGGACCUGUUCUCCGGGAACAAGCAGAGGAUGACCUUCGCUGUCAGGCACCUGCUGGAAGAACCGCAGAACAACUUCAAAGUGUUUAAGGGGGGGCAGUGUGUCUACAGCUGUAAGGAGAGCAGCGACGACCCCCCAGACGUGAACGGGCUGCUGCAUCACCUCAGACCCUACUUCCUGCAGGGGAACAACCGCACCAGCAGUCACAUGACCAACAAAGCCAUCCUGAACGACUUCAUCCAGGUCCUGGUGAACGCCCUGCUGAGCGAGAGAGGAGACGGAGGAGCGGUGACUGACCGACAGGAAGAGGGGCGGAGCUUCUGUGAAGCCAGCCUGUUCAACAGAGAGAGGGUUGGCCACGCCUCUCAGGGUUUACCUGCCGACAGCGUUCUGUUCCGGAUCCUGCAGACGCAGAUGCUGGACACGCUGGACAUCGAAGGACUCUUCCCUCUGUACCGCAGGGUGGAGCAACACCUGCAGGACUUCCCCAAAGAGAGGAGCCGGCUGCAGGUCGACGGUCCAUACAACGAGGCGUUCCUGGAGAAGGUGCAGAAGUGUCGGAUGGAGGACGACGGCUCGGUGGAGUCAGCCAUCGCUAAGGUCCAUCAGUACUGUGUCGCCAUGACCGCCAAGGACUGCUCCAUCAUGGUUGUGCUCCAGCCCAGAGAGGAGGAGGAGGAAGAUGAUGAAGGUCUGAGGCGGCUCAGGGACUUCAGACCUUCUCCUUUCUCCUCCUCCGUCUCCAUCUUGGAUUUGGACCCCAAACCUUUCGACAGUAUACCCCGGCAGCUGCGCCUGGACCAGAAGAUCGUGUCUUGCUACCUACGGACUGGGGGUGCUUUGCCUAAAGGCUCUCGGCCUCAGCAUCCCAGCAUCCUCUCUGCUGCAGACCGGGAGGAGUGCACGCUCCUGUUCCACCCCAUGUGACUGCGAGAGGAGGAACGGGGCUCCUCACCGACGAAGCUCAACACCUCCUGAAUGUUUCUGACUCUCAGCUGCUAGUCUGUGGCAGGGGUGUUGUCAUGGCAACGGGUGUUUGGUCCAGUCAAGAGGUCGAUCUCGACCUGGUGAUCCACUCUCUGUUGUAUUUAUUUUUUAAACCGUUGGGCGGCCGGUCCGGGUCGCUGCUCCAUGGCGGCCGGUUCGGGGUGGCCAUUCCAGGUGGGCCGGUCUGGGUCGCCGCUGCGGGGCGGCCGGUCCGGGUCGCCGCCCCUCAGGUGUGAACAGGAGCAGUGCAGCAUGGCUUUGAAGCUGCAUGAGGCUACCGUGAGAGGCGCCGGACCGCGUCCUCCAUCGCUCCUGCGUGCCAUGUGGGUUCCGAGCUCGCGCCCGGCGUGACGGCGAGCCCGGUCCAUGUUGUGUGUAGAAAUCUCACUGUUACAGGCUGCACUCAGGUCAGCUGCCGGCUGAUGUUCAGGAGGUCAGAGGUCAGAGGGCGUGCCCCCCCCCCGCAGUGCAGUCACCAACUGGAAACAUUUGACUUCAGUUCCUGGUUACUGCGUCCACUCUCCCGCCUCCCACUGGGUUCUGCUCUGCAGCAGGUCAUGUGAUCUGGCCUUUUCAUUUUCCCGCCUCUAACUGGUGCCACUCUGACUGUGACGGCUGCUGGUGGAACCGCUACGGUUGCCAUGGAGACGGAGAGUGGACGGCAGUGAACCGCUACAACCUGUAACUGUUGAAAUGACGCCACAGGCAGGAAGGUCAUGUGACUGGAGUCGGUGGAUGGUUUGUUACGAUGACGGCUGCACGCCGCCGCUGCACGCCGCCGCUGUGCCAACAGAUGGGUGACAGCUCCUCAAACAGACGACAGCGCUGUCUGACAUUUUGUAUUUAAAUUAUUUAUUUUUGUAGGUUUUGACGGACAGGCGAGCCGCCGCCGCACGCUUUCUAUCAGAAUAAACAUUUGUAAGAG
Oryzias melastigma (Indian medaka) is the source of this 2623-nucleotide messenger RNA. RefSeq names its product inositol 1,3,4,5,6-pentakisphosphate 2-kinase (gene ippk). The coding region runs from base 157 to 1638 and encodes 493 amino acids. Gene Ontology annotation, biological process: inositol phosphate biosynthetic process. Gene Ontology annotation, cellular component: nucleus. Lineage: Eukaryota; Metazoa; Chordata; Actinopteri; Beloniformes; Adrianichthyidae. The record is from RefSeq and is a predicted model, not a curated record. The transcript is spliced from 14 exons. Gene Ontology annotation, molecular function: ATP binding; inositol-1,3,4,5,6-pentakisphosphate 2-kinase activity.